AUCUUAGGAAACAAAACCUAUUUGUGGUCAAAGUUGUUGAUGUAAAAAGUAUGAAAAGCAAACUGUCAUGUUGUGUAAUUAUUGUGAUCUGACAAUGCUGCUUUAUUAUUGUUUUAUUAUUUUCCUGUUUGCAUGGACACAAGUCAUCGGAGUCCAAGCCUGAACAGAGACCUGGUCGCAUCAGGACCACAACAACAGGGCGUCAGAGGACCUGCAGCUCUGCUCUGAGGUGACACAAGACAAUCUGAGCAUGAGGCUGCUUUCACGUUCAUUCUUCUUUGUCUCACGUGGUGUGACUCCUCCUUCUGCAGGAUUUAUAGGAGGAGGCAGCAGAGACUGUCGCACACACACACACACACACACACACAGCAGCUGACAUGAACCUCUGUGGACACAGACAUGGUGUGUGAUACUUUCACAGCUACAAGGACAAACUAUACGCAGCAGGUAUUAGCAUGUGGUGAAAUGGAGGGAGCCGUCUUUGUCACUGUUCAGAAGAUCUAUUACCCUUUGCUGUGCAUCAUGGGAAUUCCAGCUAACCUCUUCACAUUCUACAUGAUCUGCUUCCGUAAAUGUGGGAUGUCCGACACGGCGAGCAUUUACCUGAGCUGUCUGGCCAUCGUGGAUUCCCUCUACGUCGUGUGGGUGAUCCUCAUUGACCUCAGCCUCACCUUCUGGCUGCUGCAGCCCUUCUGGCAUUCCCAUCCGUGGUGUGGCAUCCUGGGAUUCCUGCAGCACGGAUCACUGUACAGCUCCUCCUGGAUCGUGGUGACGUUCACCAUCGAGCGUUACCUGGUUCUCCGCAGCACAGCAGCCAAGCAGCACUUCUCCCAGGCCUGGGUCACUAAAGUGACCUGUGUGGCUAUCGUCCUGGUGUCUCAUCUGGUCUCUGUGCCACUGGGCUGGAUCAACAUAGUCUCCGAUGUCAACGUCACUGUGAACGGGGAGAUUGUGACGCUGCCCCGGUGUCAUUACCGUGACGAGGUCUACGCCACUGUAAUUGUUUGGAUAACCAUGUUCCUCUCAGGGGGAGUCCCCAUCGUGUUGGUCAUCAUCUUCAACUACCUCAUAGGAUACCAUCUCUGCCGCGCAAGCCACCUCUUCACCAAGGAGGAGUGCCGCGUCAUGCAGGGGAGGUGCAUCAGGGGCAUGUUGCGGAGGACCAUCCUGUUGCUGGGCACCGUCUCUGUGGCCUUCGUCGUCCUCAGCCUUCCUCGCUUCGUGACCUACGCCAUCCUAAGAACCAAGUACAACUACUCCAGCUUCAACAGGAAUGACUACAGAAUUCCCAUCAACGUGGCCGGAGACCUGGCCAACAUGCUGCAGAACCUGAACUCCACCACCAACUUCCUGCUCUACUGCAUGGUCAGCCAGCGCUUCAGGAGGGAGCUGGUCCAGGUGGUGACGUGUAAGGACAAGGCCCGUGAGCUGGGCUCUGUUCUAACACACACCACCAUGAAGGUCUUCUCAGUCGUGGAUCGUAAGCUGUCGCCGGGCAGCAGACCCGUGACUGUGGUGCUCACCAGUAUCACACACACACACAGUAGAAAUGACCUGUUCUCACCUUCAUCUUCUUCUCAUGGAAACAUUUGUUUGCGUUAACUCGUCUCACUCUUUCAGAAAAGGGUGGAAUGUGCGCUGUGGGAGAGGGGGAGGAGUUAAGUAUCUCGGGGUCGUGUUCACAAUUGUGUUAUUUUAAACAUAUACAAAUAAAAGUGAAGUAAAAGUAUAUAAGUAUAAAUAUAUAUAAGUGAAGUAAAAGUAUAAACGACAACAGUUAACAGUCGUUUAUACAGAUAUAUAUACAGUGAUAUGACAGUCGUCAUAUCACUAAUGUCAAAGCGGUGUUUACGUGAACGUGAUGUUUGUGUAGCCUGGUGAAAGUUAACGUAACAGCAUUAGUAAGGGAAUUAGUAAGCAAUGUUUUUCCCACCCGGCUAAACUGUGCUGUAAAGCAGCUUUCAUCACACAAAGAAGAGAAAUACACAUCAAUACACCAGCACCAAGUCUUUAUAUCAUGAUAUUUUUACACCGGAUAUUCAACUGUAAUUUCUGGCCCCUCCCCCCGUGACUGUCCAGUGACCUCAUCGAUUAGUGCAACUGAUGGAGCAACAACUGUGUGGCAUUUUGAUAAAAACAUGGACAGUAUCUCAUGGAAAUGCAUGACGGAGCCAUGUUGUGUCCUCCAGUGGCGUCAUGUGAAAUGUAUGAUGUGUCAUUCUCCCUACACUUUUACAGUGGCGCCACCAUGAGGUUGAGCUGCAUGACUGCCAUUAAAUGAUUGAUUUUGAUAUUCA
This is a messenger RNA of Solea senegalensis (Senegalese sole), 2297 nucleotides long. Its product is annotated as probable G-protein coupled receptor 139. Gene Ontology annotation, cellular component: membrane. The record is from RefSeq and is a predicted model, not a curated record. Bases 400 to 1602 code for a protein of 400 amino acids. Gene Ontology annotation, biological process: G protein-coupled receptor signaling pathway. NCBI's taxonomy places the organism in Eukaryota, Metazoa, Chordata, Actinopteri, Pleuronectiformes, Soleidae. The transcript has 3 exons. Gene Ontology annotation, molecular function: G protein-coupled receptor activity.